AUGGACAACCCGGCCUUCAAUGCCGACGAUGGAGCCUCUCCUCGGAGCAGGCAGGGAAGUAAGGACAGUGGAGGUAAAGAUGGUCUCCAACCGUCUGACGCCGACUCCGGCCACGAGACGCGCAUCCCGCGCACGGUGGGUGCCUUCUCAGGCACGGCCAUCAUCGUGGGCACCAUGAUCGGCUCCGGCAUCUUCGUGUCGCCCAAGGGCGUGCUGGAGCGGACGGGCUCGGUGGCCCUGUCACUGCUCGUCUGGCUCGGCUGCGGAGUUCUCAGCACACUGGGCGCGCUCUGCUAUAUCGAGCUGGGCCUCGUCAUUCCAGAGUCGGGCGGCGAGUUCUCAUACUUGUUUCGUGGCUUUGGGCCGCUGCAUCGCUUCUUCGGACCGCUGCCGGCUUUCCUAGCCUCUUGGAUCAUUAAUCUUAUCACUAUGCCGGCAUCGACGGCCAUUCUGAGCCUGGCGUUUGCCGAGUACUGCGUGCAGCCGUUCUUCAGUGUCGAGUGUCCGCCGCCGCCAGCCGUCAUCCCUCUGGUGGCCGCCGCAGCCUGCUGGCUCAUCACCAUCGCGCACUGCUACAGCGUGCGCAUGGGCACUGGAAUGCAGAACCUCUUCACCGUCUCCAAGCUGAGCGCCGUGGCGCUGGUGGUUGCCGGCGGCGUGUACUCGCUCUACCAGGGCAACACCCGACACCUGGCCACCGGCUUCCAGGGCAGCACGAGCUCGGCCAGCGACGUGGCCACCGCCUUCUACAGCGGCCUCUGGGCCUACGACGGCUGGAACAACCUCAACUACCUCACCGAGGAGGUGGUCAACCCGGCGCGCAACCUGACGCUGGCCAUCGUGGUGGCGCUGCCGCUGGUCACCAUCUGCUACCUGCUCAUCAACGUGGCCUACCUGAGCGUGCUCUCGCCGCGCGAGCUGCUCGCCUCGCCGGCCGUGGCCGUCACGUUCGCCGACCGCGUGCUAGGACCGGUGGCGUUCCUCAUCCCGGUCGGUGUGGCGCUCUCGGUGGCCGGCGCGCUCAACGGCACCAUCCUCAGCACCAGCCGCAUCUGCUUCGCCUCGGCGCGGCAGGGCCACAUGGUGGACAUCCUCAGCUUCAUCCACGCGCGCCACCUGACGCCGGCGCCCGCGCUGCUCUUCAACGCCGUGCUCGCUUCGGGGAUGAUCGCUGCCGGCAACAUCGACAACCUGAUUGACUUCUUCAGCUUCAGCGCGUGGACCAUCUACGGGCUGGUGAUGCUGGCUCUGCUGAUCCUGCGCCGCACGCAGCCGGAGCUGCCGCGGCCGUACCGCGUCCCCCUCUGGAUCCCGGUGGUGGUGCUGCUGGUCUCCGUGUACCUGGUGGUCGGCCCGAUCGCCGACGCGCCCAAGCUCGAGUACGUGUACGUGCUGUUUUUCCUCCUGUUCGGGGUGGUCGUGUACACACCGUGCGUCUUCUACGGCCACUCGGCGCCCGGCAUGCACCGCCUCACAGAGCUCUGUCAGAAGGCGCUCGAGGUCGUGCCCACCGACUAUGGAGCUAUAAAGGGGCCAUGCUGA
Molecule: messenger RNA, 1542 nt
Organism: Amphibalanus amphitrite
Lineage: Eukaryota; Metazoa; Arthropoda; Thecostraca; Balanomorpha; Balanidae
Product: b(0,+)-type amino acid transporter 1-like
Exons: 1
Coding region: 1-1542 (513 amino acids)
Biological process (GO): amino acid transmembrane transport
Cellular component (GO): membrane
Molecular function (GO): L-amino acid transmembrane transporter activity
Source: RefSeq, a predicted model, not a curated record